Nilaparvata lugens (brown planthopper) is the source of this 948-nucleotide messenger RNA. RefSeq names its product tigger transposable element-derived protein 4-like. The transcript has a single exon. Lineage: Eukaryota; Metazoa; Arthropoda; Insecta; Hemiptera; Delphacidae. The record is from RefSeq and is a predicted model, not a curated record. Gene Ontology annotation, molecular function: DNA binding. The coding region runs from base 1 to 900 and encodes 299 amino acids. Gene Ontology annotation, cellular component: nucleus.
AUGGAUGGAAGUGAUAAGCGCAAGCUGAUGGUUAUAGGGAAAAGUGCUAAACCUCGUUGUUUCAAAAAUGUUAAUUUAUUGCCAGUAACAUAUGAAAGUAACAAAAGAGCGUGGAUGACAAGUGAAUUGUUCGCUUCCUGGCUACGAAAAUGGGACAAUGAACUGAAAUUGAAAAAUGAUAAAAUAUUGUUGAUGGUAGAUAACUGUCCAGCACAUCCACAUGUUGAAAAUCUUACAUUUAUAAAGUUGGUGUUCCUCCCGCCUAAUACAACAUCUGUUUUGCAACCCUUGGAUCAAGGUGUUAUAAGGUCUCUGAAAGUCAACUAUCGGAAACGUCUCAUUCUACAAAUCAUUCAAGAUUUGGAUGAAGGAUGUGAAACAAAAGUCUCUGUACUCGACGCAAUUACAAUGUUAGAAAGAGCUUGGAAUGAAGUCACAUCCAUUACAGUGAAAAACUGUUUCAGACAUGCAGGAUUUUUAAUGCAGUCUGAUAACAUUAUUGAAUCUGCAUGCACAGAAGAGUCGUUACAAGAAUGGGGGAGAAGUUUGGCUCAACCAGUGUCUCAGGAUUUCUUUGAAGAGUAUGAAGAAGUAGACAAGGAUUUGGAAACGAUGGCAGCUGUAAGUGAUGAGGAAUUGCUGACUUCGACUUUGAGAGAAGAAGACGACGUUACAAACACUGAGAAAGACAAUGAUAAUGAUGAGGAAAUCAAUCCACCAACACUGACUGAAGCUUGUAAAGCGAUCAAGACAAUUUGCCAAUUUCUUAGUGUCACAAAUACAGCAGAUGAAGCAACAAAAAAUGUUCUAUUUAAUCUAGAGAAACAGUUUCAAACAUCGUACUACAAUUCAAAGUGCAAAAAACAAACGAAAAUUACAGACUUUUUGAAAAAGACCUAAUUUUAACAUUUUUUUGAGUUCAAUUUUUUCUUAUUUUGAGUUCAAGUU